Lymnaea stagnalis (great pond snail) is the source of this 16392-nucleotide messenger RNA. Lineage: Eukaryota; Metazoa; Mollusca; Gastropoda; Lymnaeidae. The record is from the annotation of a GenBank genome assembly.
GCCUACGUAAAGGUAAAUCAAAGAUGGCGGUUUGCUGCCGUUAACCCUUUGUUAAUUUCUGUGAAAAAUGACUCAAAAUAUUAAAUUUCUCUGCAUUAAAAAAUUGCAUUUAAAUAAUAAACUUUGUACAGGAGCACGUUAUGGAAAGAGGAGAUCAGUAUGGACCGUCGUUGCCCCCAGGUAAUUGCCCCUCAUGUAAAACUCAAGUGUUAUGGGUCAAGUAAAGCGUCGGUGUGCUCCUAUAUUUAGUCCUAUCUACGGCCAAGGCGCCGAGUCUGAACUAAUAAGUAAUACUCAAGUUAUCUGCCUUUUAAUAACAGUAUAUCUAAUUUAAUCACAUCAUGCAAACAGAGAGUAUACCCAAACAGAGUCUGAGUUGUGUAAUAUGGUUUCAGUUGACUGCAAAUUUAAUAAGACUAUUACUAUUAAUUUCAGUUUGAUCUUACCUCUUACUAGAAAGUAGAAGUAAAAGAAAGUUGUGUGAGUACUGAACUGUUCAGUACAUGCAGGGGCCCAGUGUACUGAAGACUUGAAUUGUAACCUAGUAAUUAGAAGUGUAGUUUUAACUUAGUAACUAGGCCAGGAGGGGGGGGGGGGGGGGUUACAACUAGGGGUGUGCCGGAGUCCGGUCCGUAAUCCGGUUCCGCCGGAUUUUGCACUAUCCGGUGAAAUCCGGUUCCGCCGGAUUUACAUGUAUCCGGAACAACCGGAUUCCGGAAUCCGGAAUAUACCGGAUUUCGGAAUUUGCCAGAUUUUGUGACUCACCGGAUCAUAAUCUGAAAUAAAAGUAAUUCUCUUUCCCGAAUUCCACACGAUCACGAUACAUUAAUCGAUUGUUUCGAGCGUUGAGCUUGUUUAAUGUUUAAUAUUCCGUACAUACCAGAGGCUAGAGUCAGCACCGCUAAUAGUGGCCAAUAGUGUAGGGACUUUGAUAAGAAAAUUUAAACUUUUUGUAAAAAUAAACCAAUGGCAUAGUUGAAAAGAUGUAAUUUUUUAAAGAAUUAUAACACCAAAAUCAUAUUUUUAGCUGUUGUAGUUUUAAAGUUAUGAAUUUUUAAAGUACGACUUGGUUUGUCAUUUUUUAACAUGGACUGCAUCUCCACAUUCUGUGAUCUCAUUCCGCCAAUCCCGUCAUGCGCAAUGACUAUAUAGUUUAUAUAAGGCAACGCAUUCCCUGCCUUAUCACUAAAAUACUGUUUAGACUUAGUUUAAACUUUCAACUUUGGCACAUGAAUAAUUAAUUAAAGCUUUCCCUGACCAAUGGUUUAAUAGUUUUUGCACACGGCAAACUCUUAUGAAUGAAACUCUGAGGUAGUACUACGAUACAGUUAUGCAAGUGGCUGUGAAUGGUUGCCAAUGACAACGUGUUGCACACGGUAAAUUCUGAUCAUUUAUAAUAUGGAUUCUACCGGGUUGUUAAAGCUCAAAUUAAAACAUUCCAGUUUAAAUGUCUUUAAAUGCAUUCUGAAACACAAGUUAUCAAUUAUUUUGAUGUAAAUAGUGAUAAUAAAUUAAUAUUUCCUAAGUAUCGUCAACUUCCGCCAUUAAAAAGGGGGGCGUGGCCAACCCCAUGGCGAAAUUAGGUUGAGCGAGCUGCAUGACCUGCUGCGAACGCGUAGAAACAUGGCGUCUCUCGUAAGACACUUAUCCAAAUGGAACGGAACUCAAAUAUAUAUCGAAAGUACUAAUUUAAUAAUAAAUAGACACACACAUCGGAAAAUUAAAAACUCGGAUUUUUUGGCGCCGAUUGCGAAUUCCCAUACACAAAAAGUAGUAGUCCACCUUGACUUACCGAAGUAUCUACCAAUAGUACCAAAAUCCGGGAGAAACCGGAAUCCGGAUUAUUCCGGAAUCCGGAUCCGGCGGAUUUCGCAUAAGAAAAUCCGGAUCCGGAUCCGGUUGGAAAAAACGGAUCCGGCACACCCCUAGUUACAACUAUUUUCACAUGUUAAGGCUAGGCCUACUUCAUAUUAUAAUUAUAUUGAAAGACUCUGGCAAUCCUGCAAAGCCCGGUCCCUAAUUAUUUUGUAUGAAAAUAAUUGUAAUGCACAGUGUGUAUUGUUAGAAAACAGCAGAAAUGUCAGUCAUAGCUUUUGCAAGUGUCAGUAAAUACUAAAUGUUGUAAAUGGCGCAUAGGAUUUGCCGAAAACGUUCUGCUUGUGACUGAUGCGCCACUGAAAGGCCCCUAAGUAGCUGGCGAACAGACUGCGACUUUUACCACUCUGAUAGCUGAGUUUACGUUUCGCUUGCAUCCAAAGUCAUUCAAUACUUUCUGCGUGAAUGACCUGGUCUACUGGAUCAAAAAAUUCAUGCACGUGCACAAUGACAGCGUGAGCAUAAAUCCCGUUGUUGAGCUGAGACUGAGUGACAUUUUGAUACACUCGCCAAGUGUCCGUGACGAUAGUUUCCCUGGUAACACAUGAUUAGUGAUAAUGCGUUAUUGCAUCUCGACGGCCAACAACCUCCAUCCAACAUCAUCCACUACCAUGACGCCUAACCAAGCCGACAACCCACUUAUCAACACGUCGCUGUCCACAGUGAUAUUUUCUAUGGAAAAAGUAACUCUCAUCCAUCUCAACGAAAACAGACUGGCCACUUGCAUCGAAGCCCCCCGAUUGGUUCUCAAUAUCCAUUGACAGCAUUCCUGACGAAGAUAGUUGUUAUAGCUGACAAUAGUGUCCCAGCAAACCAGACUCUUGAAAAACAUAACGUGUUUACACUUAACUUCGUAAACCCAAUAAUACAUGAUCAUAACUAUUUUUUCAGUUGUUAGUUUGCAGUUGGCAAAGAAUGACCCCGUUCUAAUGCUACUGCGGGUGUUGCGUGGGCGAAAAUGCCACCAAAAAAAACACCACUGCAUUCCACAAGAGCGACUAAUGCCAUUGGGCAUCUGUAUGUUCCACAAUUAACGUUGUUUCCGAUCAAGCCGUGUUGGGCCAGCCACUCCAACCAUUCACGCCUGUUUGACAUUACAGCAUACAAUUCACAAGGAGUUAAUUCAAUUCCGCCCAGUUGUGCUGCUGGCAAAAUGACCAAACUAAUGAAAUAUACGCAAACAUGAAUUUCAAACAAAGUGAUGCCUAGACUUUUAAGUAAGGAGUAAUCAUUUGAAAUAAUUUAGGACCGGACUUCGGAGGAUUGCCGAUUCUCAAUUAAUAAAUGAUCAGACUAAUUAUAAAUUGUAGAUGAAUAGGAUAGCUUUUAUUCAUGGCCAAGUUUUUUUUCAUAAGCUGAACAUUAAAAAAGUAACUUGGCAAUAGGAGAUAGGCCCAAACUAAAAAUUAAGAUGCUAUCAGAGUGAGUAGGAUAAAUAAUAUCAAAAUCAUUCAAAGUGUUAUCACAAUCACUACCCAGCCAUAAAGUUUGUCAUGCUAUUUUUUGACAAUUUUUACUCCCUCUCUCCCCGUCACAAUCUGGUACAAAUCUAAGGUGGCCACAAUAUGUCACACUUUUGAACUAAAAUGUGUUGAAAAACAUUUAUUUAUUUAACUUAAAUUAUUAAAUUUAUUAAAGUUAAAGUGACUUCUUCUGUCAGAAUACAUCAUCACAAUCCAAAGUUCAACAACAUUGUCAAUUUCAGGUUUUAUAUGUAUAAUAAAAGACAGUGUCUACACGUCCCGCUACCGGACAAAUAGUGCGGGAGAUAUUCUUCCAGCGGGCAUGUCACUUGGCCGCCGUACGACUAGUAUGUGUUAUUAUUCAGGCAGACAUGUCAUGUGACAAGAGGUCGCCGGCAAAAUUUUUUUUUAAAGUCUAUUAUGUUGGUUUAAAUAUCUUAUAAAGCUCUACGUAGUAGCCUAAAUUUAAAAUAUGAACCAAAGAAAAUAAGACCAAUACUUGCUAUUUGACAGUCAAUAGAUCUACUGUCAAAAAAGUUUUAUUUUAGGCUAUUAAUAUUGCGUGAGAAAUAGGUAGGCUACCCCGAUAGCUCACUAUUUUGGCCCUAACAAAGAUGUAGGGUCUAUUUCUUUGUGAACUUUCGACCUCCCCGCCUUAAUUAUUUAUCACCCUCACUAUCAUUUUUAUCCUUUCUCUCUCGCUCUCAGUAUUUCUUCCUUCUAGUAUAUAUUGCUUCCCACCCCACCCACUUACUUCUUGAAAUGAAGUGUAUACUCGUCGUCCCCCAUACAUCUCCGACACCAGUUUUUUAUCGACUAUUAGCGGUUACGUGACAAGGCUGACAAACAGAUAUAUCGCCCAACUUUGUUACGGCAGUCAUGUGACCUGGUCACCGGUAGAAUAUCUUGAGAAUUAUUCGUCCAGUCGCCGAACAUGUAGACACUUCGAUAAUAAAAAUAAUGUGUGAUGUCACACAAAAUCUUUACCCCCCACAGGCCCACAAACUGUCAUACUUUCUUAGACGCCCUUCCCGGAGCAUGACAUUUUUUAUGGACAGCCCCCUAGACAUAUCUUUAAAGUUAACAGUAGGUGGUAAAUGUGCAGUUAGCGGCAUGGGUUUUGCCAAGAGUUGUCUCACCCUAAGCGCAGAGACGUCACUUUAGGAAAUCCCAACACUGGACUUAUGGUGAGUGGACCAACAGUUGGACCUGAACGAUGAGAAGUAUAAAUUUCCACUGAGCAUUAUUAGCAUCAAAAAUAAAAUCUGAUGAUUGAUAUAGUUAAAAAUGAAGUAAAUUAAACUUUCUAAAUCGUUUUUUUAUUAAUAGUCUAAUUAAAAUUCAACUUACAAGGUUCAAAAGGAAUAAAAAGAGAAACUCAUCCUUGUUGAUAUCCCAAGAUGAACACCGGAAAAAAGGCAUGCGCAUGGUGUUAAAAAUGCCUUUUUUUUUUAUUGGUUGAAAACGAAUAACCCAUAUGCUAUUCAUUUCUAUAAUGUUGCAAUUUAACGUGCGCUUACUAAAAUAUGACAUAACCACAUGAAUAUCCAACUUUGGUUACCUUCUGUUCAUAUGAUAAGGGACAUCUUUGACAAGAUUAAAGAUGUGGCUACAGAUAGAAAUAGAAGUUGUAAAGAGUCACUGAAUUUAAUGGGCCAAUUGAUUGAUUGAGUCUAAUACUGAGUAGGGGCUAUAAUUAAUUUUGUGAUGCGACUGUCCAUAUCUUCCAUUUCCAAGGUAUAUAGGUCAUAGAGGUUCCCUUGGUUUUCUUUCCGCUAUAGUUCCAUAUUUUAAAGUGUUCGGGUUUUAGUACUUUGAGCUCUUUAGUGACACAUUUUCUGUCAACCCCACUACACUUUUAAAAAUAAUUUUUUCUGUUUUAAAACUGAGUGGGUCUUUCUUGCCCUGAAAAGUAUGUUAAACUGUGCCAUGAAAUGGCGAAAUAACUAAAAUGGGUGGCAUAUUGGUAUUUCAAAAAGGUAACAAUAUUUGUUACAUAGCAGUAUAGAUUUAUGAACUUUGUUGAUUCCUAACCAAGCAUUUUUUGCAAUGCGCAGCAUUUUUAUUUACAACGUUGGUAAUUGGCAAUUCAGCAAGGAUUAAUUAAUUAUUUUUUAAAAUUUGUUUUGAGCCUUGAAAAUUAAAUUUUCCAUGAAGAACACUCAUUAUCCUUACGAAGUGUUGAUGUUUUGAACUAGGAAUUCUGUGUUAUUUAAGGCUAAUAUAGUACAGACUGUGUGCAAGUCGCAUGAAAACAAUAUUCAAAACAAGAUAUCUUGCAGCAAAUCGAGAAAAUGGAGUAAAUGUUGUGGCUGUAUGCUUUCCUUCUAAAAAGCAACAAUACAAAACAUAAGCAAAUGAACAAAAAGAAAGAGAACAGACAUCACAAAUUACUUGACAGGAAGUAGUUUGUAAACAUAACAUAUCAACUUUUGUGGCCUAAUAUUAUUUCUUGAAUAAAAUUCUCCCAAAUAUUUCUUUUAAAGGUAUGGUUGUGACAAGUAAAACUAGAAAAAGUACAGCGGAAAGCUCAACCAAGAAAAGAGGCAGGGUCCUUGGUCCCAGCCUUCCACCUGGUAUGCAGAAAUCUUCAGACAGUGAUGAUCUUAGUGAUGAAGGCCAACUUACUGUAAAGAUGGAGUCUGAAAUGUCACCUGAAUAUUCAAUACAAGAAGAUAAUGAUGAAGAUGAUGAAGAUGAAGAUGAUGGUGACACUCAGGUUUUACAUUUUGAACUUUAUGUUUACCAUAAAAAUGGAUUUUUAUAGAAAUAACAGCGCCAGUUCCACUAGUUUUAUUAUCCUUGAAAAAAAAUAAAAUCAAAUUUACAUAGAAAUAAUUUCUACCUUUGUGGCUGAAUACUCUUAAGAGAGCAAAACCUUACUAUAAAUAGUGUUAUUUUGUAGAAUCUCUCUCAUAACUUUUAGUUAUAUAAAUAUAUAUAUAUAUAUUGUUGAUUUCCAGGAAGGUGAAGCUAUAGGUCCAUUGCCAUCCGAAAUGAACCAAGAUGGAGAAGAUGUUGUUCAGGCUGCAGAAGAAUUUGAACGCCGCUCAAAGCGCAUGAAGGAUAAACUAACAGUUAAGGUGCAUAAAACUGUUAAAUUUUUUUAAACACAUAUUCUAUCAAAGUGGUUACUUCAGCUGUUGCAUGCUCACUUAAGACUAAAAGUAGAUAAUAUUAUUUAAUAUAUUUAUGAAUUGACAAUAUAGAAAUUUAAUAUAAAGAAAUGUAUGGUGAUGGAGGGGGGGGGGGGGCUGGAAAAAUGUUUAAAAUAGGCUGUUUUAUUUAUUGUUUUUAAGAGUUUGUUUUUUAUAGAAAUUUAAUAUAAAGAAAUGUAUGGUGAUGGAGGGGGGGGGGACUGCAAAAAUGUUUAAAAUAGGCUGUUUUAUUUAUUGCUUCUAAGAGUUUGUUUUUCUCUAUUUGAUGUUUUAAAGGAUUUUUAUAUAUUCUUAGGUCGAAGCUGAGGAAGGUCCAAGUAAACGAGAAGAAUGGAUGACUGAACUGCCUCCAGAAAUGGGGAAAAACUUUGGCCUUCAAAGUCGAACUUUUUCAAAAGGUAGCGGUCAACAAGAGGACAACAAAGACAGAUCGAGCUGGACUGAUAAUCCCUUAGUUAAAAAGGAGAAGGUAAGGAAAAUUAUAAUUUGGGGAUCCCAUUUGAUUAUGACAUAUUCAGUUUAGAGCAUUUUACCCUUAUAUUAAAUAUUCCUGGAGAGGAGAAAAAGAUUGCGUGGAGAUCAUUUUUGAAACUGGGUGAACGAGUUUUUACUUUUUUGUUGCAUUAACAGGUUGUUUAUUAUGUUAACUUGCAAUUGUAUGACCUAAAGAGGGGCAAGGAUAGUCCAGAACUGCUGGAAAUAUCUUUGCAUCCAACAAAAUGAUUUAUUUUACUAUUUUUAGGUAAUGAGCCUUGUCAGGUAAUUGGAACUUCAAAACAGUGAUUAAAUUUAAUAUUUAUAAGAGGAGAACCAAAUUAAAAACCAAAAUUAAUCAGUGCUAACUUCAAAGGCAGCUAUUGUACAAAUAAAUCCUUUAAAUCAUUCAAUUGUUAAAAAAGUAGGAUAAAACUAGAAAUGUAAUAUUACAGUUUUUGGUAUUUGAGAACAAUUUCUUUUGCAAAUGAAGAGUCUUGAAAUGUUCUAGUUGCGAAUAAUAAAACAGCCAUUUAACCAUUUCUUUUAGUAUUGAUUAUAUUAUUUUCUGUAUAAAACAAAGGAGAGUUCUAAAGGGAAGAAAAGAAAGAGGGAUGAAGACAAGGCAGCUUUGGCAAGAGAUGAACAGAUGCAGCAGCAAGUUGAGGAAUACAAUGUAAGUAAAAAGUCUUGCUUUAUUUGUGUUUUUGCUGAAGUUUGCCAUUUAAAUUCUGGCUCUAUGUCUGCUUUUUAAGUUCAGUUACUUCAGCUCUACUUUGUUGCAUGGCUGGUGGAAUGUUGGAAUUAGUGUAUUAAAUAAUAUUCCUAGAUAAAAUCAUAUGCUUACAUAUGUUGUAAAGCUAAUUUAGUAUUUUGCAUGAAAUGCUCACUGCGCAACGUAAAAAUGUAAAUGAUUGUAGCUGAUAUCUUAUAACUAAAACCUCUUAAAACACUGCAUUAGUUAUUAACUAAUCCAUUUAAUUUGAUAGGGAUGGAAUAUGUAAAUGCAGACCUGUUUACUCUUACGAUUUUGGUGCACAAUGUACAGUUUUGAGAUAUCUUUUACGAUUGUACGUCAAAACCUGUCAGGACUACGAUUUUAAGAGACUAGGUUGAAAAUAUAUACAUUCUGUUCGUUUUUCCAAUUAAAAAAAAAAUAAUUAAAAAGUACAAUUCUGGUUCUUAGUUUUAACUUGCAUUUGCAUUCUACGUCCAGUAGUGAAUGGAUCGAGAAAUAUGAUUAGUUGGGGACCUUCUAUAAUUAUAAUACGUUAGCCCUGAGAGGCAAAGGGAGUGAUUUUUUAUUUAGAUUUUGUGUAUGAGAGGGCGGGUCUAAAUAUUUAAAUCUAUACAGUCAACACUGGCAGGGGGCGGGGGGGGUGUCCUUGGCAGAAAGUAUGGGUGUUAUUAAAUAUUUCAACAGUAUUCAUCCAGAAACUAUGAAAGUCCAAAAAUAGCAUAUUUAUAUAUCCAAUGCUGUUAAAUACCACCUGAUGUUUAGUAGAAAUUAUCAUUGUGAUUUUGCCAUGUAUUUUAACUAAUGAACUCGCUAGCUAUUCUCAGAUAUUACUCAGUAGUAGAGGUAUUACAGUAACAUUUAGUCCACUGUAUGUUCAAUUUGCGUGUGACGUCUAUUUCGUUGGGCUACUUCAGUGGUUCUAAAAAUUUUGUUUCCUGUCGCCUAUGCCAAAUUUUUGUUUUCACCAGGCUCCUUGUGUGAAAUUCUAAUAAGUGCACUUGGAAAUAGUGAAUACAUAAACAAAAUAAAAUAAAGGGCUGGGUAAAUAUAAAUAUACCAAUAACAAGUAUGUAGGUCACUAAGCGCCAUCUAGUAAUUGCAAACAGUAGCUACUCAAGUGGGUUACUGUUUGUACCAUAACUGAAAGUUGUCAUAUUAAAUUAAAAUUGGAAAUAAAGUUAUGAAAUUUUGUAAUAUUUGGAAGCGGCCCAUAUAGGAAAAUUUGCAUAAUUUUGUGACAUUAUAAUUUUUGACGUCUGACCCGUAGAGUACAGAAACUCAGAAAACUAAUGAAUGCAUACUCAACUGCUCCACGCAGCAAUAUUAGAUUUUGACAUAUUUUAUAGGAUCUGAGAAGGCCUUUGAAAUCUGUUUUUAGAACGCACAAAACAGCCUUACGAUUUUGAAUACCCCUUCUUCCUCUCACCCAUUUAAAGCUUGUGAAAUUUAACAGACUGUUAUAAUAUGUUCACAGGAAAUAGGAAUAAUGGGUAUUGAUUGUUAUUUCAUUAAACUUUAUUUUAGUUGAUCUGACCUCGAGUUUGAACUACAUUAAAUUUCACUAGGAGCUUUACUUUUACUGGGGACAGACAGAUAAUGUGAUCUGCAUGUUCAACUAAAUAUUAAUUGAUAUCUAUAGCAGAUACACGUCUGUAAACCAAAGUUACUGCAGUUUGCAAUAUAAACGUCAGUUAUCUAAUUUUUGCCUUCAGUUCCCCUUUGUAACUCCAGCUUAACUCGAUUCCUCUGGACACGUGAUGCGAGUAGUUAUUGUAUAUAUUAUAUAUGCUGAAUAUUUUUUUUAUUAAGAUACAGUAUUUUAUGAUUUUGAGACAAUAUUGUACACGUUUAUGAGCUUGGGAGUAAACAGGUCUGUAAGUGUUAAUUUUCUAUUUUAAAAAAUUGGCAAUUUCCAUAACUUUUAAAAAAAUUAUAGUAAUUUUUAAAUAAUUUAGAGUUUAUUAUAAGUUAAUAAACAUCUAGAUUUGAAUAGAAAUAUGCUCUUGGCACCAUCUAAAAGCAAAUGAAAGCUUAGGCUGUAUUUGAUAUGAUGCUUAGUAAGCUUCCAAACAAUGGUACACAUUUUAUUUAAUUGCCCUUAAGAACAAUUCUUUUGUCAUCUAAUUAAAAGUAGAUUUUUCUCUGUUUCAUCACAUUCGUUUAUGUUGGGAAUUUUAAAAGAAUGAUUGAUUUUCAGUAAUUAUUGGAAUUAGUCAGAUAUGUAAUUUUAUAGACUAUGUGCUUUGCUUUUUUUUUUUAAUUUCAUACUUAAACAAACUUCUAAUUUCCAAAUGGUGUCUUGACAUUAUUUUUUUAAAAGCUGAAGAGGAAUUUCUUUUAAAUAACUUAAACUUAAUUAGUUAACUGCUUUAAAGAAAGAAGAAGAAAAAAUCUAAGAAUAUUAAGAUAAAAACAAAUUAUUAUUAUAAAAGAUUAAUAGUAAAUCUUAGUUUUUAUCCAUAUUUGUGUAUUUUCUUGCAAUUAUGUAAAAAAUCAGUUGUGAGAGGCAGUGUUGAUGUAUGUAAACACAGUAAUUGCUCUUAAGUGUUUAUUCUUCCUAUCUAACUUCCUAAUUAAAAAAAUAUUUCAAAACGUAAUACACGCACCAGCUUUUUAUGUAUUAAAAUAAUUUGAAAGACAAUAUUUUUAAUGAACUCUUUUCUGAAAUGGACUCAAAACUUAAAACUAAUUAAGCUUGUAUAUACAGACCUGGGGUUCCAAAUGAAUUUUUUAGAGGCCUCACAGAUUUUCACUGCAAAAAUCUUUAAGAAUCAUACAUUGAUAAGUGAGUGCUGAAAGGUGUAAUGUUUCUAAGAUUAAAUAGAGGCUCUCAUUGUAGUUCAAGAAGUGAAAAGUGAAGGUUUAAUGAAUUUUUAUCUCUUUGUAGAAUUUUUCAUUUGGACAUACAGCCAUCAGAGGUUUUUUCCACUAGAGUAUAUGUGAGCAAUUAACUAACUAAGAGAAAUUCCUGACUGAUAAAUUCUUAAACACAGGCUAAGACAACUAGUUGGUAUAAAACUGAUGUAUUCAUAGCUUAUGCUAAAAUCUGGACCAGUUUUUUUUGCUGUUCCAGAUAUUUUGCAGUUUGUCAUUGAGUAAAAAAUUUUAAAAGUUUUAAUUUUUGUUUAAAUAAACCAUAUAAUUCAUAAUUCUACACCAGAUAGCACAAAAAUUGUUUGUUUAAGGUUCAGAGGAAAGAAAUUGUCUUGGGUGCCUCGAUUAAAAAAAUUGGAAACUGCGACCUUGGAUAGAAAAAAUUUGAAAACUGCAGCCUUAGAUAGAAACAUUUUAUUAAUUUUAAAUAUGUAACAGAGACUUGCAGUUACAUCCCUCAAAGUAGACCAUUUAUUCUUUGCAAAUUUUGAUUCACACUUUGGAAUAAGAAUGUGGACAUAAGCAUUCUAAUUCUUUUCUAUAUAAAGUCAUAAAUCAAUAUUUAAUACAAUGAACAGGCUAAUUUUAUAAACGAAUCAACAUAUAUGGGAAAUAUAUUUUUAAUAAUAUUUGAGUCUAAGAAAUCAGAUGUGACCUUUAAUUUGGAUACAAAAAAAUAUGUUUAGUCCUUUUUUUUGUAUGUACAUGUCAUCAUUAAAAUUAUCCAAUAUCUGAAUCUCCUGUCUCUGCCAACAUCUGUGUUAUACAACUGUCUUAAAGCUGUUGUACUUUGUUUAAAUGCUUGAUGUCGUUUGUUUUCAGAAAUCUAAACGUCCUGAGUCUCUUAUGGACAUUCACGCUAAAAAACUAAAGAAGAAGAAGGUUAGUAUAUUUGCAAGUUGUUAUCCUUGAAAAGCCCAGGAUUUGUCAUUUGCAAGUCAAAUCUCAACAACAAAAAAUUUAUUCAUCCACUUCAGUUAGUGUUUUUUGAAACAAGCAGAAAUUGAAUCACUCCAGAAUUGUCCUGGACUUUUAAAGGAUCUUUAAAGAGCAUACAUUUUAUUGUUUGCUUUUUUAUUUAUUUAUAAUAAGAUAUGUAAAACUUUUAAUUUCCUACUUAAACAUUGAAGCCAGGCAUGAAUUUUUUGUUGUUGACUCUAUUAAAUGUGAUUGGCAUAACUCAUGCAGCAUUUUAUUGUCUUUAACUAAUAAGUGUCCUGGAGUCUGGAUGAAUUUGACUUUUGAAUCAUUAACUCUUGAGUUAUGUUUGAUAAGAAUAAAAGUGUUGCAUUCGUGAAAUAACAUGCAAAUGGAAACUUUCAAUAAUUUUAUUUAAUUGAUGAAAGACCAUUUCCUAAAGAGGCAAAUAUCAAAUUGGUUCACAUUUUAUUAGACUCUGCUCGUCCCCAAAGUGAUAUAGUUUGGUGUGAAAUCUGGAUACCAGCACAACACAACAAAGUUUUAGAAUUAGUUAGGUUUUUACACAUAUUCUCUAAGUUCAUGUGAUUGAUUUUUCUGCUAGUCUUAAAAACAUUUUGUACUGUUUUUAGAUUUGUGUUUUCUACCCUAAUAUUGCACAUACUUCAUAAGAAUUUACAAACAAAAAACUUUUUUUUUAAAAUGUUUAGGAUUACCCCUUUUACUGUUGCCAUUCUAUUAUUUCUUGCUGUUCUUUGGACCAAGAUAAAAAUUUAACUGAACUGUAUCAAAAUUUGAGUUCAACAAAUAGCACAACAUUUUUCUUUAUUGGCGUCCGUCCCAAUUUACUUUCAGAUGUUUCAACUCAUUUUACAUGUGCUUUGUAUGUUAUGCAGUGUUGUAAAUUUGCAUUAUUAUUAAUUAAUUAUUUUUUUUUUUACAAAAACAUCUGUGCUUAUAAUUAAUAACUAUCUUGCUUGUGUCUGUUUUUAGUUCAAAAGGGAUAUUGCUUUUACAUCUAGAAGCAAAAAAAUCUCUUUUUUUUUUUUUUUUUUUUUUUUUUUUUUUUUUUUUUUUUUUUUUUAUUUUUUUUUUUUUUUUGUUUUUUUUUUUUUUUUCUUAGUUAAGUUAAAGCUUCAUUUAUCCAGUCUGGACAUUGGUUAUGAACCCAUAGUAAGCAUGUACUCUUUUUUUUUUUUUUUAAAGGUCUUAUUAUUACAGUCAUCAGAAAUAAAUACAAUUUUUAACAAAUGCACCAUUGUUUCUGUCUUUCCUUCAACACAUCAAAUUUUAUAUAACCUGCUAGUGAUGCUUUGAAGAUUUGCGUCAAAUUCCUGCUAUCUCUAAGGACAAACAUACAUUUUAAAAAUGUCUGAUUUCUAGUGACUUUCUGGCAAAGCCCCCUGUAUGAGAUUAGCUUGAGCUUUAAUGCUCUUUUUCAUAUCAUAGAAAGUAUCACUGUGCCUUCCUCUAGGACAUUUAUGUUCUGCGUUAGCUUUGCUUUAGUUAUGAAACCAUGGUGACAAUCAUGAGAAGUCUCAUCAUUGUUCAGGCUGACCUGACAUUGUCCUUUCCAAGGUGAGCUAAGUAAAAAAAAAAUUUUUGGUAUACUAGAAAACAAUGGUGCAUUUAAAAUGAACAUUUUCAUCUUUCCAUAUAGUUUCAAAUGUUAAUUGUAAAAAUGUUUGCCAUCCAGGUGCAUCAAACAUUUUAAGUAUAUUAUUUUCUUAAUGGUUUUAUAACUCUGUAUACUCUUUAAAAAUAAAAUAAACAAUAAAUUAAAAUAGUAUUUCCUUUUCUCUAGGGUUCUGCAGCAACCAGUACCCCAGCUGACUCAACACAAACAACAGCUCCCACAACUACCACAGCCCCUGCACCAGCCAACCAAACAGGAGUACCCAACGGCCAGGGCCCCCCUCAACAGCACAUACAGCAGUAUUUUCAGCUUACUGAUGACAUUCGUGAAUUAGACCUGCUCUCUGAGCAGAAAAAUACAGAAUUUUACAGCCAAGAAUUUAACAAUGGAGAGUACAAUGAGGCCAAGCCUCUGGCUGAUCUUUUGAUGAAUCCAAAUGUGGUGAGCUACAGCCAAGAAGGGGUGACUUUCUCUCAAGCCCAACCAACACUGAGUAGCCAAAUGAUAGCCCAAGCCUACAGCCAUGCCCAGCAGAUGUCCUCCACUCCGGCUUACAGCCAGGUCAUUUCCAGCACUAAUUCCUACCAACAGACAAUACCCGCUCAGCUGGGAGGUAACAUGGUUACACUGGUUGCCGCCAACCAGGUCCAGGAUAAUUCUGGAAAUCCAAAUAACCAACAGCAGACACAAACCAUUGAGGUGAAUGGCCACCAGGUGCAGGCCCAGGUCGCCACUCAGGCCCAGAUGACCAGCCAGCAAGUUCAGAACUAUGCUGAAGCUUACACAGCUCAAGUCAGUGCAGAGUCUGCUGUGGUUCAGCAGGGGGGUCAGGUUGUUACAUUCUCAUUGGCUGGUGGUCAGAACAUGAUCAUUGCAUCGCCACACACACAGCAGGCAGGUCAAAACUAUGUCAUUCAUUCUCACGGUGCCCACCAUGGUCAGAAUAUUGUUAUAGCCACACCAGGGCAGCAGACAAUGUCCGGAAACUUUAUUGUUAAAGCAGAAGGGGAUGAGAUGGGGCACAAUAUAGUCCUGACCCAGCAAAAUCUACAGCAAGCCCUUGGACAAAAUGUUGUUUUGACUCAGGAUGGGCAGCUGACCACGGGAGGAGAAAGUGUUGUCCUAACUACAGCAGAUGGUCAACAGAGGCAGAUCCAAACCACCAGACAAAUCCAGCCGGCACAACAAUCCCAGCAGCACCAUUUACUUGCCCAAGCUGGGAUUCCAGUACAGGCUGGGGGCGGGCACAUGCCCCAGGUGUCCUUGGUUCUUCCACCAGUACAUUCAUUAUUCCCUCAGAUUCAAACAUCUACUGCCUCAGUAACACCUCAGGCGUUCCUUCAGCUGUGUGCUAAGAUGGACAAAAUGUUGAGCAUGGUUAAGGAUUCCCAUAAUGUUUUGUUUGAGCUCAGUAAAAGAGUGGAGAGAAUAGAGAGUCAGUUGUUCCCUCCACAUCAAGUGGCAAUACCCCCGAACUCAGUAACCCCUAACAAGAAUAUUCCCAAGUGUAAGCCCAAGCCCCUUAUCCCAGGAUCCUCUACACCAUCACCCAUGCCAACCACCACAAUCAACAAUGCUGCAGUGACAAAAGCCAGCCUGAAAGCUGCACUGUCCAACUACCUCACCAUCUCUGACUACACAGCAACAGAUGAGCUCAAGCGCAGUGACUCCAAUUCUGAUCUUUUCAUCCCUGUCGGCACUGUCUCCAUGGUGCAGGGCCAGGCUAUGAUGGAAGCACCAAGUCCUAGUGAGACCCCUGAAACAGCCUCCAGCACAGUUCAGGAGCUGCCCUCUGAGCAGGAUCUUAUGCCGGUGGUUUUAGGUAAUGCCAGCGUCCAGACUUCAGACAUCAACGUUCCUAUUGUUGACAGCCAGAGUGGUAUAGCUGUGACGGUUUAUGAUGAAGGGAAUGAAAAUCAAAAGUUCGAGUUGGGUCCUGGAAGCAGCAAGGAACCAAAUGCGCGAUUCUCCAACACAUCAUCCAAUCCUAAAACUGUCAUACUGGAUCCAAGAUUCUGGGAAAUAUUGGUGGAAGAUUUCCAGAAGAAUAUGAGUUCUGACCAAAUCAUUUCGGCAAUGUCAUCCACACGGAAGCCUCUAGUGCGCAGCAUAGGAACAUCUGAAAUUAGCAUUUGUUCCACAGUGUUAAAAGAGGCUGAAUCAGCUUGUCAAGGCAGAAGAGAACGCCUAGCUAAAGAGCUUGUAUUCCGCAUUUUCACUUUGGGGGAGGUGUAUGACCGCAACGUUUCUGGUGUUUUCUACAUCAAUGGCAAAAAGAUGGAGAACAAGAAUAAAGCCCUUGACCCGGCCAAGAUGGCUGCCAUCCACUACUUAGUAAUGAAAUACCCACCUAGUGUUGUGGACAACCCUAGACUGGAAAGGUUGGUAUGGAAAAACUGUGUUGAUAGAAUCAAUGAUGCUCUUAGGCGAAUUUACAACUGGAUUCAUAAAAUUGUGGAUGUCAAUAAUAUUAUUGACAAACUACCAACUGACAGCAUUAUGAUGCAUUAAUAAAGAGGGACUGCCGAUCAACCAGUCCUAAAGAUUGCUGUUCAUCUUAUUUCAGAAUGCUGAUAACUAACCAUCAAAGACUAUUCUACCAUGAACAAAUUGUGUAUGUUGUGUUAAAACUGAAGCUACAUUGCUCUUAUUCAAGCACUUCAAAGGAUGGUUCCAACUCAAUGUUGUGGGGUUGUGAUGUGUUAGUUGUGAACCUUAUGAUCAGCAGACUUGACUUAUCAGACGCUUAACAUUUGUUUUAUACAUUUCUCAGAGGAUUUGCAUAAUGGAUCUAAGUACUUUGGAAAGGAAAGAUAAUUUGAAGUUGUUUGUGAAUGCAAGUAACUUUGCAUCUUAAGAUGUUAAAAUUACUUGCCUAGAUGUGCCUGGUAUGGAUGCAGCAUUUCAAGGAGAACAGUUCAUGACAGUCUUGUGUUAUACAUAAGUUGUUUGGGUAAACAGCUGUGCAUUUACUGGUAGAAACAUUUUACAUGUGUUAAUAAUUGUUGAUAUUUUUAGAGGGAUUCUUCUGCAUCAUGUACUUUGAGUCAAAGUGCUAUCAACAUUGUAACUUUGUCUAUAUUGACCUAUUUAUGGCAUCUUCUAUGUAGUGUGAACAGUUUGAAUAUUGGUGGGGUCACCCAAGGUUUCAUUGUGUUUUCUGUCUUGUUAUAUAUGGAGGCUGUUUGCUAUUGGGGACUUAAACAUUGAGAAAUAUUAUGAUAAAUUCUUCCUUUGUUUUAGAAUAACUGUCGC